Hibiscus syriacus is the source of this 1232-nucleotide messenger RNA. Its product is annotated as receptor-like cytoplasmic kinase 176. The transcript has 6 exons. Bases 117 to 1217 code for a protein of 366 amino acids. Gene Ontology annotation, biological process: protein phosphorylation. The record is from RefSeq and is a predicted model, not a curated record. Gene Ontology annotation, molecular function: protein kinase activity; ATP binding. Lineage: Eukaryota; Viridiplantae; Streptophyta; Magnoliopsida; Malvales; Malvaceae.
UGUUUUCUGGGUUUCCUUCCCUCAAAUUCUUCUCUCUAAUCUCUAUUUUCUUCUCCUUUUUCCUCGUGGAUUGAAAGAAUCAGAAAAUAGCAAAAUACCCAGAGCUUAUUUUUCUCAUGGGGUCUUGCUUUAGCUCCAGAAUUAAAGCUGAGAGCCCUCCUCACCAUGGGGCCAAUUCAAGGUGUGUUAAUGAAACGAGUGGUUCAAGCAGCCAGGUUUCGGUGCCUAGGACCGAGGGGGAGAUUCUGCAGUCUUCCAAUUUGAAGAGCUUUAAUUUCAGUGAAUUAAGGACAGCCACCAGGAAUUUCCGACCGGAUAGUGUUCUCGGCGAAGGCGGUUUCGGUUGUGUUUUCAAGGGUUGGAUCGAUGAGAAUUCAUUUGCGGCUUCCAAGCCUGGUACUGGCAUGGUUAUUGCUGUUAAAAGGCUAAACCAGGAGGGUAUUCAAGGCCACCAUGAAUGGCUGGCUGAAAUCAACUAUCUGGGGCAGCUUUAUCAUCCCAAUCUUGUGAAAUUAGUCGGUUACUGCUUAGAAGAUGAUCAUCGGCUUCUGGUUUACGAGUUCAUGCCGAAAGGAAGCUUGGAGAACCAUCUUUUUAGAAGGAAUUCUUAUUUUCAGCCACUUUCUUGGAACCUCCGGAUGAAGGUUGCUCUCGGUGCCGCCAAGGGUCUUGCGUUUCUACAUUCCGAUGAGGCGAAAGUGAUAUAUCGAGACUUCAAAACAUCGAAUAUCUUGCUCGAUUCGAACUACAAUGCAAAACUCUCUGAUUUCGGUCUGGCCAAGGAUGGACCAACCGGCGAUAAAAGCCACGUCUCAACUCGGGUCAUGGGCACCCACGGCUAUGCAGCCCCCGAGUAUAUCGCAACAGGCCAUCUAACCGCGAGAAGCGACGUGUAUAGCUUCGGGGUUGUUCUUCUCGAGAUGUUAACCGGAAAACGAGCGUUGGACAAGAACCGACCGUCGGGAGAACAUAGUUUAGUGGACUGGGCCAAGCCUUAUCUUACCAGCAAACGCAAGAUGUUCCAAGUGAUGGAUGGUCGUAUCAAAGGGCAAUACACGCAGGAAGCUGCGUUAAAAGCUGCUUAUCUCGCACUGCAAUGCCUUUCUACAGAACCGAAAUAUAGGCCGAAAAUGGCUGCCGUAGUGAAAGCAUUAGAGCAACUUAAAGAUUCCGGGGACGAUAAAGUGGUGUCCGAGCGUUCAAUAUCAAAUGGUUAAGUCUUUGAAUAGAUA